Physcomitrium patens is the source of this 5144-nucleotide messenger RNA. Its product is annotated as putative histidine kinase 6. Gene Ontology annotation, biological process: phosphorelay signal transduction system; phosphorylation. Lineage: Eukaryota; Viridiplantae; Streptophyta; Bryopsida; Funariales; Funariaceae. Gene Ontology annotation, molecular function: phosphorelay sensor kinase activity. The record is from RefSeq and is a predicted model, not a curated record.
UCCAUCCCCCAAACCCUCUAUCGCUUUUGUUCGGGGCUUCCAUACGGAAUUGCUGUUGCUGCUGACUGGUUUUCAUCACCCCUCUACCGCCGGAUCAUGCUUCCGAGAAGCUGCUUGCCUUGCCUGGAGCCACCAUGAGUACCCACCUAGUGGCUUUAUUUGAUACGUUAAACUACUUUUGGUUUCGACUAGAAUUUCAGUGUAGUGGGAAUAUCUACCGGGUUUUGUCUGAGCCACAUUUCGAACUGGCUGGCGAGGGUCCCCCUAUGUACGUAGACCUACCAAGAUGUUGCGCUUCUUCGGGUGCUGUUUUGUGCCCACUACAUGAGCUUGGGGGUGUCUUGUGAUGUUUAGGCGAAUUCGCCGGUCGAGGGGUUGGGACUUAUCGGUUGGAUUUCUGUGGUUAUGCUAGGUAAUCACUUUCGCGCCGUUCCCGCCACUGUGUAAGGCAAUCGUUGAAGCGGUGGUUCAGGUUGCAUCGAGACGCGUUACUUCGUUUGUUACUCAUGAUUCAUCGAUGUUCGACAAAUCUGAGACUGUUUUCCUGUUUGGAGUUGGACGUUAGUGAUAUGAUGUUGUCAACAGCGUAAGACUGUCGUUUUUUAAAUUCAAACUCAAGGGAUUGAUCCCUUGCUACAUGAAGCGGCCUUUGCUCGUAGAAUUUAGGUUCUGAUUGAGACACGUUUGAUAGUAGAAGUGCGUAACCCAUCGAGUGUUUGUAGCGGGAUAUCCACGACAUCGGAAUGGCCGGGUUAAACGAAGUCUGCGUUUUAUAUUUCUGUGGUGAGACAAUCGAUUGCGGACGUGAUGGUGUAGCGAAAGUGAUUGUGGACGUGAUCGUAGAGGUGGAUUGAGUAGUUAUGAACGAUAGUGGUGACGAGGGAAUGUCAGCAUAAGCUUAUAUUGGAAAAAUUAGGCAGUGCUUUAUAGUGAAUAUGCACGUUCAGGCUUAGCUGUCUACUACGGAACUUAAGAAAGGGUUGAUCGUCGCUCGAUGUUGCUGCAAUAAGAGAUUGGGUUUAGAGUUUUGAUUGGCAACUUCACUAGUGUUCAGAGUGUUUAGUUGGAUGAAUCAAUCGUUUUCGUCGAAUUCUAUCAGUAGAACCCUAUGUUUCCUGGGAAAACAAGGAUCACAAGUAGGGUGCCAUGGAAUCCCUUCAGUCUACAAUACGUUUGUCAAGGUUUGUAUAGGAAUACUGGGUGCCACAUUGAGCACGGGCUGAGGAUUGAUUAGUUGACCAGCGAUGACAUUGAUGGAAAGCACGAUGCGUCCGCGUUACAGAAAGAGAGGGGGGACGAUGAUGCGUUCCUUCACUCGCAAGGGCAAACCUGUGCGGCAUGUGGCAGUGCUGGUGGUAUGUGUUCUGCUGGGCUGGCUAUUGGCCUGCGUAAUUGGGGUUGUGCUUUAUCGCAGCUCUUCGAAGUCCACGACCAGGGAGUUCAGUCUCAAGUGCGACAAUCACAAGGAGAUCCUCAGGUCUCAAGUGGAGAACAACCUGAAUGCGUCAUUUGUAGCCCUGGGACUGAUCGCCAGCGUUCCAGAUGUAGAUGAUACCAUCUGGAAGAAUUUUACGAGGCGAACGUUGUUUCUUCGGCCCAAUGUAAAAACACUGGUAUAUUGUCAGCGCUUGCUGGGCAGCCAGCGAGCGGAAUUCGAGCGCGCGCACAAUCGCUCAAUCAUGACAGUUCUUGCAAACUCCUCAUGGGCCAGGCGGGAACAGGCCGAUGAGUAUGCGCCAGUUGUGUUUGAGACUGAUGAUGUGGAUCUCUACAUGUAUGACGCUGGGUCUUCUCCUAUUCUUAACCAAGCUCUUGUGAAAGCGCGUGACACUGGUAUGUUUACUCUCUCGCCACCGAGCCCAUGGGAAGGCACUUUCCAAAUGGGAGCCUAUUUGGCAUACUACGGGCCUGGCAAAGAUUCAACAAAUUUCACCAGCGUUUCUGCAAGGAAGAAUGCAUGCUUGGGUUAUGUGGCAACAGUACUGAACAUCGUGGAAGUGUUUGGUGCUGUCCUUUCGAGGUUCAUCGACAACGAGGACAUGGAUGUUGUGGCUGUCUACAACGUGGACCCUAAUAUAGAACCACAUGUAGCAUAUAAUUGCACUAGUACUGUUACGCCCUGCGCCCUUCCAUUGUUUGAUCCAUCGAACCGGUCAAAGGAGCGUAGCGAUGUGUUUGUCGCAUGGGAGGUUGGGUCUCAGAACUUCGAGCUUCGAUGCUUACCGAAGAGCAACAUGAAGCUCUCAGCUUUUCGGAACGUCGCAGCGUGGCCUCUUUUGCUGGCCAUGGUUAUUCUCUUCUGCGCAAUUAUUGUGUAUCUUGUGUUGAAGCGAAUGAUGGUAAUUGAGAAGGACUUAUCUAUUAUGGAGAAGAUGAAUGCCAAGCUCACGGCUGCCACCAUGGCAGCUGAGGCUGCUGAGAAAGCAAAAUCAAGUUUUCUGGCCACAGUUUCGCAUGAGUUAAGAACCCCAAUGAAUGGAGUUAUUGGAAUGACAAACCUGCUUAUGGGGACGAAGUUAAAUCCGCAGCAACUCGAGUAUGUCAGAAUUGCUCAAGCUUGUGGAAAGAGCCUUGUGGCACUUAUCAAUGACGUGCUGGAUUUGUCAAAGAUUGAAGCGGGAAAGAUGGAAAUUGAGUCUGUACAGUUUAACAUUCGGGAUGAGAUCGAUGAAAUACUAUUACUGUUCGUUGAAAAAGAAUCCCACAUGCAUCUUGAGAUGGCGGCUUUGAUUCAUGAUGCAGUGCCAUCUUGCUUGUUGGGAGAUCCAACUCGCAUUCGUCAGGUUCUCGUCAACCUUGUCAGUAAUGCCAUGAAGUUCACUAAGCAGGGUAGUAUCUUCUUAUGCGUUCGCAUUCUAGACACAUGUCACUCUGACCGCCUGCUCCCACUUCCGGAAGUGACUAAUAGUCGUCCUCGCUCAAAACACUUCACUCUGGGCAGUGUAGGCAGUGGACAAGUGGUAAAUAAGUCUUCCAGUGGAAGUGAUACGACCGGCAUGGUUGGAAGUGAUCGGGAUACGACUUACAGAGGAAAGUCCGCGAAGAUAUCUGAGAUGCAUUUGGUGGCGCCGAGGCUGAGUAUGGUGCCAGGCGCUUUGAGCACACGCGAAGCUGUUGCCGCGUGGAGGAGAUGGGAGCCGAAGGGAUCAACUGAGACCGCAGAGCCAAGACUGGUUACUCUUGUUAUUUCUGUGGAAGACACAGGUAUCGGUAUCCCAUUACACUUGCACAAUCGCCUAUUUCAACCUUUUCUUCAAGCUGACAGUAGCACCUCCAGAGAAUAUGGAGGCACUGGUGUUGGUUUAUCAAUAUGCAAGAAACUGGCAUGGUUGAUGAAAGGAGAUAUUACUGUGAAUAGCAACCCUGGAGAAGGUAGUGUUUUUGAAUUAACUGUCACACUAGGGCUGCCCCCAGAGCCAUUUUAUACAAACUGGGAGGCUGGUUGUGUAAAGCCCGAUCAGAAACCAACCGCUGAUCAUGAAAAGUUGAGGGGAGCUAGAGUUAUUUUGGUCGAUACUCAUCCUGUGCGGCAGGAAGCAUCUGCGAGCUAUUUAAGGAGAUUAGGCGUGGUAGUGGAAGAAACAGAAGACUUGCGGGGGGUUAUGGACUUUCUCAGGAGAAAAGAGAACGCAAUCUUAGUGCAAGCAAUCAUAAUCGAUUUUCAAGGAGUAGAUAAAGAUACAACGAGAGAAAUAGGGCAACUCGUGAGGAAAGAACCCGGUUAUGAGGCUCUACCGGUGAUAGCGCUCACCUGCCCACAAAUACAUGAGGAGGAGCUGAAGAAGGCUGGAUAUUCGUCAACUAUCUUCAAGCCAUUACGCCAUGCAACUGUAACCACGAUAUUGUUGGAAGCUUUAGGGGUUCGAACUGUGACGCCCACCACCAAAGUGGCUCCAAAUCCCAAACUAUUGGUCGGGAAACGCCUGCUAGUGGUAGAUGAUAACAUGGUCAACCGAAGAGUUGCCACCUCGAUGCUAGCUCGAUAUGGCGCCACCGUUGCUGCUGUCAAUGGAGGAAUGGAAGCGAUUAACGCAAUUCGCGAUCAGAAGGUCGACGAGGCUUUUGAUCUUGUGUUGAUGGACAUUCAGAUGCCAGAGAUGGAUGGUUAUGAAGCCACCCGAAGAAUACGGACAUGGGAGAUAGAGGUCUGUGAGCAGUGCUCUGAGGAUAGGAUCGCGUCUGAGCUUGAGCUUUUGAAGUGCUCGCACUACCACCUCCCUAUCGUAGCAGUCACUGCAGACGUCACGAAGGAGACACACGAACUUUGUUUCGAUGCUGGAAUGGAUGACUACAUUUCCAAGCCGUUGGAUCAGAAACAGCUAUAUUCCUUACUUGAACACUUUGUACAAGGAGAGCUGCAAGGCCAACCAAAGCGUGCAAGGGCGCAAUGACCAUCGAGCUUACAAGGUCUGCUAUCAUCUCGAAUGUCCAGUUCAGAAGCUUUUCCAAUGAGAAUCAUGACAAAACACUCGCAGCAGCUUCUACAAACACUUGUAUGGACACAGUCCUGAACGAUACUAAGAUAAGCACUGGGUGGUAUCGGCCUCCCAUUGUGCAUCGUUGGUAGUGGAAGUCCGCGAAGGGAACGGUUGACUGGUGUUAAUGAACACAUCCUCUUCGAGACAUGGCGCCCAACAAAUGUCGGUACAGGUUGUACCAAGUUGGGUACCAGAACCAGUUGAGUUUGAACUCUAUGCCCGAGUCAACUCCUCCAAGGAACCUGAUCACCAUAUUUCUCCACCGUCUAGACAAAAUGAGACCCCAAGGGUUCCGAGUGGAUCCUCGUUUUUCGCCGCAGCAGCGCACUUCUGCAGAUGCAAGGCGGGUGUCGAAGUCGAAGCUCGUCGGAUCAUCUUUCCACCGACUUUUACACCGACAUCCAUACGUUGACCCCUCCUUCGGACACUGGUGGCGAUCGGAAAUGAAUCGCCUGGUGAUUCCAAUGAUCCGACACUCAGUCUUGAGAAUCUGACUUCUAGAUUACAACUCUUGAGUUCCCUUGUACGAGUAAUUCGAGUGUGGCCUCACUAUUGAUAUUAUUACUAUUACCUCUACUAUCAUUGAUAUUCUUACCAUGAUGGAUGUACCUGUCAUAUUUACUACGAAGAUAAUCACUGCUGUGGGAUAAAGCAAAAUCAAGCUUA